Messenger RNA from Corchorus capsularis, 5106 nucleotides. The record is from the annotation of a GenBank genome assembly. Lineage: Eukaryota; Viridiplantae; Streptophyta; Magnoliopsida; Malvales; Malvaceae.
AUGGCUACUGGUGGGAAAGGAGUGAAAAGCAGGUUCUCUGAUAGGUGGAAGAAUGAGGGAAUGACAUUCUCAAUGCAAUUUCAGAGGGGGGAAAUGUCUCAUACUACUAAAGUCCAGCUUCAGGGAAAACCUCAUAUGUUUACCUUGAUUCCUGAAACAGAAUGCUUUGAAAACUUUGUUCCCCCUGUUGAUAAACCUAUGAUUGAAGAAUCUUAUAUUUCUCCUGCCUCACUUCAUAACCCUGAUCAUGUUUCAAAUCUUUUCCACUUACAUUCUAGCCUUCCAUCUCUAAAUAAUAUCCCUGAUACUGUGAGUGACAAUCAAAGUGAUACAGGAGAUCCUUCCUACCUUCCUCCUGAAGAUGAAGAUUAUAUUGAUCAAGAGGGGGAUGGGUAUCAACUUAUGAUAAAUAGAAAUCCUAUUGCUAGUUUGGAUAAUAGUCAUCAGAAUGUUUCUCCAAUUUCUAUACAGCACUUUUCUCCCGAGCCUAACAAUAAUCCAGAUCCUCCUUUACAUUCUUCUCUUGUUCCUGCACAUAAUGAUACCCUUAAUUUUCAUGCAGUUGAUCAUUAUAGCCCUGAAAUCCAAAACCCUUUAAACACUGAAAGCCAAAUUCCUUUAAAUUCUGAUCAAAUACAGCUUCAGCAAGAACAGUCUACUCUUGAAAAUUCUAACCCUAUGCCUAGAUGUUAUAUUUUUGAUAGAACCUUGAAUACUUAUAUUCCCUCAACUAGUCAAGUGGAUAUUUCUGAUCAGUCUUUGAGUUCUGAGUUUCCUUCUGAUAUGGGAGACAGAAUUGCUACUGUUAUUCAGCAGAGAAGAAGGAUUAUUAGGGAGAAUAGGGUGACUGAGGAGGAAUUAAGCUCUGGAAUUCGUAGUCUUGCCCUAAAGAGAAGUUUGGAGGAUGAAAUUGAGCAUGGUAGGGUGAAUAAGAGAAGCAAAGCUGUUUCUGGAGUUUUUAUUGAGGAUAAUGCUGAGGGGCAGGCUAGUGAGACUAUUUCUACAAGGGCUUCUGGUAGUAGAAGAGGGAGGAAGGGUAUAAGGAAGGAAACAGUAAGAAGAGGCAGGAGAAAGAAGAUUGUCUGGACUAGAAGGCAAGUGGAUGAGUUAUGUCUGUUUGACGUUCUUGUGCAGAUGGGGAGUGGGUCUGAUGUGAGGGACCUUUCUGCUAGUCUUAGUAUGGAGGAAAAUAGAGCUGAAGCCUUGACAGAAAAGGCGCUUAAACAGAAUAUACACAAAUAUGAUCCCGAUUGUGUAUUUCUUAUGGAAACAAGGAACAAUAGGGGUAUGGUGGAUAGAAUUCGAAAGAAGCUAAAGUUUGUUGGAGCUGUAUAUGUGGAUCCUGAGGGUUUAAGUGGGGGGUUGGCUUUAUGGUGGAAAGAAGGGUGGAUUGUUAAUAGUAUAGAAGAGACAAAAAAUUUCAUUGAUACUGUUAUUGAGAAAGAUGGAGUGAAAUUCAGAAUUACUUGGAUUUAUGGUGCUCCAAUUUAUAAAGAUAGAAAGAUUGUAUGGGACAGGAUAAAGAGAAAAGCUAUGGGAAUUGAUACUGCUUGGAUGUGUAUAGGGGACUAUAAUGAUAUCAUGGAUGAGGAUGAGAAAGAGGGAGGCAAUCCUAAAGAGCAAAGAAUUAUGCAAAACUUUAGGAACUUUAUUAAUUUCUGCCAGCUGAUGGAGGUUCCUACACAAGGCCAAAAAUUUACUUGGUCUGGUAUUAGGGAAAAUGGGCUUAUUAAGGAGAGAUUAGAUAGAAGUCUAAUGAAUUUGGCUUGGUUUGAAACUUUUUCAAGAUCGCAGGUGUGGAAUUUGAUCAGCCUUGGUUCUGAUCACUCUCCUCUUAUUUUCAGCUCUGAUGUUAAGGAUGGGAAAGGGUCUAAGAAGUUCAAAUUUGAAGCUUAUUGGUGUGAAUCUGAUGAUUAUGAUGGAAUUAUUAGAGAAGGUUGGGGGAUUGAUAUUGAUGGGAAUGAUGCUUAUAAGGUGAUUUGUAAGCUUAAAAAAUGCAGGGAGCUUUUAAAGAAAUGGUGCAAAGAGAAAGAUCAAAAUAAACAGUCCAAGGAAAACAUUAUUAAAGCUAUUUCUGAUUUGGAGAAUGUUGGUGAUUCUGUUAUGGAUUGUGAAAUGAUUAAAGAUUUGGAGAAUCAGCUGGGGAAAAUUUGGAAUCAUGAGGAGAUUUAUUGGCAUCAGAGGGCUAGAAUCAAUUGGAUUAAAAGUGGAGAUGCUAAUACCAGGUUUUUUCAUCAAUCAACUUUGAAAAGAAGACAGCAGAAUAAAGUUUUGAGACUUAAAAAUGGGGAUAACUGGGUGGAAGAAGAGGAGGAUAUUAUGACUCAAUUUACCAGUUAUUAUGAUAAUCUUUUCAAGUCAGGUAGAUCUGAAAAUUGGGAGGAAGUUUUGGAGUGUGUGCCACAGUUGGUAGAUGAUGAAAUGAAUUCUGGUUUAACAGCUAUUAUUACUGAUGACGAAGUAAGAGUUGCUGUUUUCCAACUUGGAGAAUUAAAAAGCCCAGGCCCUGAUGGAUUUAAUGGAAUGUUUUUUCAGAGACAUUGGAAUCUGAUUAAGGAUGAUAUUUGCAGAAUGGUGAGGAAUUUUUUCAGAAGUGGGAAACUCUUGAAGGAGAUGAAUGCAACAGAGAUUGUGCUGAUCCCUAAGGUAAAGAGACCUGAGGAUGUAACCCAGUUCAGGCCAAUCAGUUUGUGUAAUUUUACAUACAAAAUUAUCUCAAAGGUCUUGGUGAAUAGAAUGAAGCCUUUGAUGAAUGUGCUUGUUACUGAAAAUCAGAGCGCCUUUGUGGAAGGAAGACAAAUUCAUGACAAUGUAGUCAUUGCUCAAGAGGUUUUUCACUACUUAAAGUUGAAGAAGAAGGGGAAUCAGUAUGAUAUGGCUGUGAAGGUGGAUAUGAAGUGUGUGCGUACUGUCUCCUAUUCUUUGGUUAUAAAUGGUAAAUCGAGUCGUAGGGUUAUUCCUUCUAGAGGUCUUAGGCAAGGGGACCCUUUGUCCCCAUAUCUUUUCAUUUUGGUCAUAGAUGCCCUCUCUAGGAUGAUCCAAACAGCUGACCCUGUCAAUGCCAAGAGACUUUUUGAUAUUAUUCAGGUCUAUUCAGCUGCUUCAGGACAACUUAUCAAUCUGGACAAGUCUAGUCUAAUAUUUAGUGCAAACACUCCAGCUGAUAUUCGGCAAGACUUGGCAAGAUGUCUACAAAUUAGAGAGGCAGAGAAUCCUGGAAUAUAUUUAGGCUUUCGAUCCACCUGGGGAAAAACUAAAUGUGGAGCUUUGAGCUAUAUUAAGGAAAAGGUGGAAGCACGGCUGAAAUCCUGGAAGCAACAGUUGUUAUCUCUCGCAGGCAAGGAGAUUUUGAUUAAAGCAGUGGCAAGCUCUAUUCCUGCCUAUGUCAUGAUGUGUUUUAAAUUCCCAAAAAAAGUCUGUGCAGAUAUCAAUUCUAUGGUUGCUAACUUCUGGUGGGGACAACAAGAUAAUGAGAAAAGGAUUCACUGGGUCAGCUGGGAAAAAAUGACAUUGCCAAAAGAAGAAGGGGGUAUGGGGUUUAAGGAGCUUGAAGCUUUUAAUAGGGCUCUUUUGGCAAAACAGAUAUGGAGAAUUUUGGAGAAUCCAGAGGCAAUGUGGGUUAAAGUUCUCAAGGGCAUUUAUUUUCCGAAUGCUGAUAUUAUGACUGCUAAGAAGGGGGCACGAGCUUCAUGGUCCUGGCAAAGUCUCCUAGAGGGCAGAAAUUUUAUAAAAGAGCAUCUGGUAUGGCAGGUCGGGGAUGGUAAGCAAGUUCAGAUAUGGCAUGAUAAUUGGAUACCAGAAGUGGGCAUGUUAAAUAUUCCUGAGGAUAUGCUUCAAGAUAGACCAGAACAGGUUUCUGAACUCAUAGAGCCUUCCCAAAAACAGUGGAAUUUGACUGAGAUAGAUGAUUUGAUCUCCCCUGUUGAAAGGAAAGCAAUUUGUAGUAUCCCUCUGGGGAUUGUUGAAAGGACUGAUAAGAGGAUAUGGCCAUUCACUAAAACAGGUCAGUAUUCUGUUAAGUCAGGCUAUUAUAAAUUGAAAAAUUUUGAUGGUUGUAUUCAAAUUGGUCAGAAAGCAUCUACUUCUCAUUUGAUAGAUAGGAAGAUAUGGAAAUUUAUGUGGAGUAUUAAUUGUCCUCCGAAAAUUAAGGUUUUUCUUUGGAGAUGUGUUAGAAAUGUUAUUCCUACUCUUUGGGGUUUAUAUAGGAGAGGAUGUCACUUGAAUGGAGUUUGUGGAAUUUGUGGUCAGGAAGUAGAAACUGUUGAACAUUUAUUGCUAACCUGUGACUGGACAAGAGGUGUGUGGUUUAGUAUAUGUGGGUUGAUGAUAGAUAAACAGAGCAUUACUUCUUUUGAUGUUUGGUUGUGGAAUCUCUGUAAUUCUUUACAGGAGAGUUUAGAUGAGGCAAUGCCUAUGAUCUCAAUGAUUGCUUUCACAUGCUGGAUCAUUUGGAAGUCUAGAUGUGAAGUUCUCUUAAAUCAUAAUGUGCUUAGUCCAGAUUCUACUGUUAUUCGUAUCAGGAAAGCAGUGAGUGAGUUUUUGUUUAUACAGCUUUUGCAUCAGAAGAAUUUGCAGAAUGAUAACAAUGAGGAAAAUCAGGAGCAAAAAUGGUUAAGACCUCCGGAAGGCUGGCUUAAGAUAAAUUCUGAUGGGUCUUUUUGCACAAAGACUAAUUUGGCUGGUAUUGGUUUUGUGGUUCGGAAUCAUGACGGGCAAGUGUUGCAGGCUACUGGUAAAAUGUGUUCUGCUACUACUGCUCUAAUUACUGAAGCUCUUGCUUUAAGGGAAGCAGUAGGAUAUAUUGUGAGAACAGGUUGUCAUAAAGCUUAUUUUGAGGUUGAUUCUGCAGAGUUGCACAGAAAUAUUAUAGAAAAGGAUGCUGUGAAGCUUGAUUGGAGAAUAAAGCACAUAGUACAGGAUACUCAGUUAAUGUUGAACAGUAUUCAAGAGAAGGAAAUCCGAAAGAUUUGUAGGAGUGCCAAUAAGGCGGCAGAUUGGUUUGCUAAUCAAUCUCGGUUGAGGAUGCUUUGCAGGGACUGGAGACAGUUUCCUCCAUCUUCAUUAGUCAAGAUCUGGAACAAGGAUGGAGUCCCUGCUCCUCAUUGA